This is a messenger RNA of Amphiprion ocellaris (clown anemonefish), 3847 nucleotides long. RefSeq names its product histamine receptor H2a (gene hrh2a). The coding region runs from base 733 to 1914 and encodes 393 amino acids. Gene Ontology annotation, molecular function: G protein-coupled receptor activity. Gene Ontology annotation, biological process: adenylate cyclase-activating adrenergic receptor signaling pathway. NCBI's taxonomy places the organism in Eukaryota, Metazoa, Chordata, Actinopteri, Pomacentridae. The transcript is spliced from 4 exons. Gene Ontology annotation, cellular component: membrane. The record is from RefSeq and is a predicted model, not a curated record.
UGUUGCUCGCUCUCUCGUCUUUCCCACACACACUCAUGACACAGUUGCUGAGGAAGUCGGACGUUCUUUCUGGGAACAGAGCAGCGAAGCAGCAGCAGCUAUCACAGAGGAGCAAAAGCAGCACCGAGGUGUCACUACAACCACAAAAAAUGGCAGUGAAGUCAGCAAGAGGCCAUGAACCAGUGUGAAUGAACCUGCAGACAGAAAGCUAUUCAGAUGCCUGCCCGGUGCCCAACAACAAUCAAGCACAGUGCUGCAGUUCUCAGUAGCUAUAUUUGAUAAGAAACAAAUGCUGUUCAACCAACAUCUUGCAUUUUGGAUAAAUAUUGUGAAGUAUGAGCGAUAAGACUGCUGUGAUCGAGUCACAGGAGAGUUGAAAGCUUGGAGGUUUUCAACAUCAGAAUACAGUCAGUCAGCAGCUAAGAAAGUGGAAAAAAUUGGCAGAGCUGGAAGAAAGGAAUUACAUGUAGACAAAAUCUAAAAUCACACGUCACCAUGGAGACAUCGAGAUUGGACUGUGUGCACCUUAAUAAAUGGGGGCCUCUCAACACUCCGGGUGAACACAUUAAAUGACAUUAAAUGUGAGCUUAAGGCUUUUCAUGUGAAUGUUCUCUUUUCAUAAAUUGAGCACAUUUCACCACCUUAAAAACUGAAAAGGAACUGCUAACGAUGGUUUACAUAAGGCUCCUGUCAUGAUGUCAUCUGGUUGUAUCCAGUGAAGCACCAGCAAUAAUGUUGUCAACAGUGAUGCUGGGUGUCGUCCUGUCCCUCCUCAUCCUUCUGACUGUUGGAGGUAAUGUGCUGGUGUGCCUGGCUGUCUGCGCCUCUCGACGCCUCCGCUGCCUGACGAACUGCUUCAUUGUGUCGCUGGCUGUGACAGACCUGCUGCUCGGUCUCUUGGUUCUCCCUUUCUCUGCCCUCCUCCAGCUCAAUGACGAGUGGCCGCUGGGCCCGGUCUUCUGCAACUUCUACAUCUCCAUGGACGUCAUGCUGUGCACUGCUUCAAUCCUCACCCUACUGGCCAUCAGUGUGGACCGCUACCUGGCCGUGACCAUGCCCCUGAGAUACACCUCGCUGGUGUUGCCGUGGAGAGUUGCCGUGGCCAUGGCAAGUGUCUGGACAGUGUCUGUGGCUGUGUCCUUCCUGCCUAUCCAAAUGGGAUGGAACACUGUUAACGGAACUGUACAGAACUUCGGGCCUUGGGCUUCAGAGAGGAGAUGUCGUUUUGAGCUGAACAAACCUUAUGUACUCACUGACGCUCUUCUCACCUUCUACCUGCCUCUGGUGGCUAUGUGCUGGACCUACCUCCAAAUACUUCGCAUUGCACGGGCACAGGCCAAGCGCAUUAUCAGUGCCAGACCUACUUGCGUCGCCAGCUAUAACUGCAGGAACAAUUCCUCCGCCACUACCACUACGGUUUCCACUGUUACAGUGGUGGCACUGCGGGAGCACAAAGCUACAGUGACACUGGCAGCUGUCAUAGGGGCUUUUGUGGUGUGUUGGUUACCGUAUUUCAUCCUAUUCACAAUAUUGGGCUUAAAGGAGCAUCCAGACCCGAGCACAGUACCAGAAUAUCCCUAUGUGUUGUGGCUGGGCUAUGCUAACUCAGCAUUCAACCCUAUCCUCUAUGGAGCCCUCAACAGGGACUUCAGGUCAGCAUAUGCACGUCUACUGAGAUGUCGAUGUCCUAUUUACAGCGGGUGGAGAGGUCGACAGCCAUGUCCCACUGCAACAGCAGCCAGAGAGCAGCUUACAGAGGUGACACUGCUGUGCGGUCACACCCCUGUCACCUGCAGGGCGGGUCUAACAGAUCAAAAUGUCAUGCUUCAAGAAAUGAAUAGCAGGACGGACACAGCAACUAUCCAAUUUGCAAAUGGCACUGCUGCCACAGAUGUCAACGAAAGGUCGUGCUGAGUCUGUCCUGGUGAGGUGGAUGCUGUACUCACUAUUCAACCCAGAACCAGAGUCCAUCACCCUGAGGAGAAAGAGUAAAAGACAGACAAAGAUGGACAAAGAUGUACAGCCCCACUAUUUGGAAGCCACAGUAGAAACACCAACAAUACAUCAUGUAAGUAGAUGUGCAUACUGACAUCCCUAUAGCUCCUACAGACCAUGUCUGGCCCAAAACAAAUGAACUGUGAUACACAGAUCCUAACUGUGUCAUCCACAGUGUAUCAGGCCAUAUGGCAAUACACUCAUUAGGCCAAGAAAUUCGCUUUCAAGCACAGAGCAGAUACAUUAUCCAGUUUCACAUCCUGCUUUCAUUUCUUUGUUUGCAUUUUGUGAGCAACCCAGACUAAUAGCUUUGAUCAUUUUAUGUGUACAUUUGCAAAGCAUGAAUUAGUUAAAGCAACAAAACAGGAAAAGAUUUUUUUUCUUUGUGAUUAGCUGUAAAUUGUAGCUCUACAAUACCACUCUACUGCAGCAUUUGGUACACAAGAAAUCUUUCUGUGCGCACAAUAAGCCAUCUAAUACAAAACAAAAGGGCUCUGCAAGGAUGUUUCUCUAUGCAUUGUAUGCAUAUGUAUGUAAUUAUAGGGUUUCUGGCAAUUAUUUAACCAAAAAGAAGUUCAUCAUCAAGCAACACGUCCCACAGUUUGCCAUGUCGACCAACAGUAACUUAGGUCAGCAAAGUAUAUAAAAUAUUUGUCAUAUUUAAUAUAAUCUUGCUUAAAAAUGAACUAAUGUUGCUGAAUUGUGUCUUUAAAAAGGAAUUUUCACAGCAAUUAGAGAGAAAACAAAUAUCACUUCCUGCAGAUAGUAUUUUGAAUUAGGGAAGCAUUAGCAACUAAUACUGCAGCUACUGGGUGAUUAUUUGAUAUAUAUAGUAUCAAACUUUUACUUAUUUGUGAAUUUACCACUGGGGUUUUUUGCUUUGUUUUUAACUGUAAAUGGUAUAUUAAUAUGAAUUGAUAUUUCCAAAAGAAGCAUUAAGUACUGAGUGCAACAACACUCUUAUAUGUGUACACAACUGUUACCUCCACAGCACCAGAAGACGGUAAAUCACACUCACCAUAACGGUAAAGCUGCAUAAAUGAAUGUUUCUUUCCUUUGUGCAUUUUGUACAAAUGUGAAUGAAUAGAGAAACUCAUUUUUGAUCUUCUUCUUUUGUGUUAGAACUCACUCAAGCCAUAAUUUAACAAACAAAACGGGGAGGAAAUAGGGAUCUCAGCAACUCCACACCUCAUCAGUUAGAAUCCACCGUACAUGCACAGCCGGCCGCCCAAGACCAAACAAAUGAUGAUACUCAACAGGAAUGGAGCUAAAACUGAAGUUGUUAGCACAGUUAGCACACGGCAACCAACCAUCACACAGGGCAGCAUAUGGCCCUAAAAUGCUUUCGAGCUAACUGGAUAGAACUGAAACUCUGCAGGACAGAAAGAGACCAGCCAAUUAACUUGUUGGCCAUCAAUUUCAUGAGCUGCUGGACUUUUUUUUUUUUUUUUUUUUUUUUUUUUUUAAAUGCUGACUCAAGAGUGCUCUCCAGUGGUAACUUGAAGUACCACAACUUCAACUUGGACAAAGUACAUGGACGUUUAAUUAAAAAUGGAUAUUCCACAAAAUCACAGAAUGGGAGAAAGAGAUAAAUAGACUUUCAUUAAUUAUUGGUAUGUUGAAAUGUGUGACCUUUGAAUGUGUAGCAUGCAAAGUAAUGUCUAGUGUCGAUUUUGAAGGAUGAAGCCGCCUCCAGAUGUUGCUUUACUGUGGAUCACUCUGUGGUGUAAUGUUGGCAAAUGCAUGCAUUGAAUCGCACUGUAAAUAUAACUGGCACGUACUGUUUCUCCAAAAUAAAUGUAAAAAAUGACAAAGGUACAAAUAAAAAGCAGCUUUAAUAAAGAAUGUAUUA